Messenger RNA from Lathyrus oleraceus (garden pea), 1069 nucleotides. RefSeq names its product ribonuclease H2 subunit A-like. The record is from RefSeq and is a predicted model, not a curated record. Gene Ontology annotation, biological process: mismatch repair; DNA replication, removal of RNA primer. Gene Ontology annotation, cellular component: ribonuclease H2 complex. NCBI's taxonomy places the organism in Eukaryota, Viridiplantae, Streptophyta, Magnoliopsida, Fabales, Fabaceae. Bases 42 to 431 code for a protein of 129 amino acids. Gene Ontology annotation, molecular function: RNA binding; RNA-DNA hybrid ribonuclease activity. The transcript has 3 exons.
AUAUUGAUACGGUCGGAGAUCCAGGGAAAUAUGAGGCAAAAAUGUCUAAAAAUUUCCCAUCUAUCAAAUUUGUGGUUGCUAAGAAAGCUGAUAGUCUUUAUCCUGUUGUCAGUGGUGCAAGUAUAGCUGCAAAGGUAUUUAACUCUCUUCUAAAACUACAUCAGUAUACUAUAAUGUUUUAUUGUUUACUUAAAAUCUUUAAUCCAACCUUUCAGGUUACGAGGGACCGAGCUGCAAGAGAUUGGGUGCUCGAUGAGACUGCUGAUAAUAUACACAGGAACUUUGGUUCUGGAUAUCCUGCAGAUCCCGCAACCAAGUCUUGGCUAGAAAAUCACAAACAUUCUAUCUUCGGUUUUCCAACAUUGGUUCGGUUUAGUUGGGGAACUUGCAGCACUUAUUUUAAAAGUGGUGCUGAAGUUUUAUGGUCUUAAACCCUAACUAUUAAAGACUUUGUUUGUUCAAAAUUUCUCAAACCUCAAAGAAUUUUUGAACCUUUCAUUACUAGUAAGUUAUUUUUUUCCAUUCGGUAAUGUUAUUCCUAACAAAAAAUGGUUAUUUCUACUCUAGUUUCUUAUUUAAUAAAUUUUUCUUCUUCUAUUUUAAAUUUUGCUCUACCUUGCUAAUUGGUACUACUUUCCCUAUUCUUUCCAUGAUAUUUUCGUUUUGAAUGCAGGGGAUGAAACAUAAAAUGAGUGUUAAAUUGGUUUUAAAUUUGGGUGGUUAGAGGUUUUCAUUAUAUAGAAUGCCAAGAUGAGAAGCUUUUGGUAUUUCUUAUGACAUGAUACUAAUCUGUGUGUUCGACAAGGAUCAAAAUGGUUUCAUCACUGCAGCUGAGCUCUGUCAUGUUAUGACAAAUCUCAGCUAAAAGCUGAAAUAUGAAGAGGUUGACGAGAUGAUUCGCGAAGUUGAUGUUGACGGUGAUGGUCAGAUCAACUAUGAGGAGUUCGUUAGAGUCAUGAUGGCUUAUUUGUUUUUAAAAUAAUGUGUUUCAAAUAUUGUGUAUAAUUAAAUUUUGAUUUUUAAUGUCAAUAACGGCUGAAUGCUUGCCCUUGGUCUUAUAGGAAUAAAU